CUCCAUUUUCUUUUCCCUUGCUCUUUCAAAGUCUCAAGUCUUUUGUUUCUGUGUUCAGUUGAUGAUGACAUAAGAUGACUGACGUUAUGGAUGUGAUGUCUCUUCAUCGAGAUCAAUUGAUCUCUAGGUUCUUCUUUUUGAUAGUCAUCGACUACGAUUAAAGGGUCUUCACCUUCUUCAUCUGUACGUAAGUUACCCUUAUUACUUCAGACAACUGAUAUGGAGUCUUCAUGGACUGGUAACGCAUCUCUUGGACUCCGGUUAGGUAUUGGGCCUCUGGAGCUCCUAAAUGAAGCUACGAUUGUACCAAAAGAGAAGCAAACAAGUCCAAUUUCAGUAAAAGAAGAGACUGAACUACUGGAAUCGAGAUUAGCCCACAUGAGCGAGGAGAACAAGAGGCUGAACGAUGCCCUCAGCGCGAUGUACAUGAAUUAUGAAGGACUGAGGAACAAGUUAUUCGAUCUCAUGAGUCCUUCCCCUACCGGAAAAGGAUUAACAUCACCAACAACAAAGAGAAAGGGCCAAAGUUUUGAGCAAAGUAGUCUUGAGUAUCCGAUGAAGAGAUUGAGAGAGGGUAGAAAUGGCAAUAUCUCGAAGAUUUAUGUGCAUACCGAUCAAUUUGACAAGAGCAUGGUUCAAAGAAGUGCGGAAGAUAGUUCAAUUUUGAUAGCAACAUAUGAAGGAGAGCACAACCAUUCAUUAGGUUCUCCUAAAGAAGAAACACAUACUGGUUUGAGUCAAUGUGGGUCAGUGUCAACCAAUACUUCAAAGCCUACCAUCACUCUUAAUCUUACGCAAUCAGAGAUAGACUUGAAGAAAUUUCAACAGUUUGUUGCGGAGAAAUUAGCGUCGUCCCUGACAAAAGAACCAAGUUUCAUGGCGAUGAUAACAACUGUGAUUUCUGAACAACUUCACUAAUUCACCAUCAAAGGAGCCGUGCACUUGUGUAAAUAGUGCUUCUGUACAUAGGAUGUCCUGCAGUAUUCAGUUAGGCCUUUUGAGUUGGUUUUUGAAGGAUCAUUGACAUGAUGGUUCUUGAAAAGAAAAUAUUUAUAAUGUCUGAAGGUAUUAUUAAGUCCUAUAGAACUGGAAAGAUGGUGAAUUAGUUUGAGUACUUCUUUUAAUGCAAACUUGUGAGUACGUGUUAUGGCUUUCAAAUGCUUUGAAAAAUAUUUGAAGGUAACCAUACAUCCCAGAAAUGAUACUCGCAACUUUUU
Messenger RNA from Asparagus officinalis (garden asparagus), 1217 nucleotides. RefSeq names its product probable WRKY transcription factor 40. Gene Ontology annotation, molecular function: DNA-binding transcription factor activity; sequence-specific DNA binding. The record is from RefSeq and is a predicted model, not a curated record. The coding region runs from base 220 to 918 and encodes 232 amino acids. Gene Ontology annotation, biological process: regulation of DNA-templated transcription. Lineage: Eukaryota; Viridiplantae; Streptophyta; Magnoliopsida; Asparagales; Asparagaceae. The transcript is spliced from 4 exons.